Messenger RNA from Clonostachys solani, 1068 nucleotides. Lineage: Eukaryota; Fungi; Ascomycota; Sordariomycetes; Hypocreales; Bionectriaceae. The record is from the annotation of a GenBank genome assembly.
AUGGCCUGGUCAAUAGACCCAGUGGCUCGGGUUGCCCUUUUACUCUGCAUCGGAGUAGCCUUGGUUGAGGCAAGAGACUCCCGCAACCAGUUCACGGAAUUCUUCACAACAUUCAACGGCUGGUACUAUGGAGAGGGCAACAGUGAAAAAUGCGAGCUAGCUCAUCAGAACUACACUUCGGCACCAGAGAUUCCUGGGCAGCACCGCUGGGCUUGGGAAUUGGUUGACUGCAUUCUAGGAGUCACCAGCGAGGCCCAGAAAGCGGAAUUCGCCCUGUCUGCAACACUUCUGACUGUUCUCCCCGUUGGGCUGGCACAGAUCCGUCCAGGGUUGACUGAGACCGGCUGUCUUGCUAUGCGCAGGCCUUUCCUGGCUCUGAUGCUUGAGAUUGGCGUGCCCUCGCCAAAUCCAAUUACUGGCACCAUUAAUGGGAGAAAGGUCAGAAAGCUCGGCGCUUCAAGGCCUAUUAAACAGCUUGAAUCUCUCAGAGCUUUUCGCUUUGUGAUCUCGCUGCUGGAGUAUGUCCUUGGGAUGGGAUCAACGGCCAACUGUAUUUACCAGAUAUAUCGCCUGUGCUACAAGGCCAUUGCCCUUGCACCCAUCGCAGUAUUCAUGCCAGGAUUAUCUGAGACGGCUGUAGUGCUGGGAUGGAUGGGUUUGCUCCUCCCAAUUCACUAUCUGGGCGUCCUUACUUUCGCCUACACAUAUCCCGUAGCAGGGCCAAGACGAUCUCUAAAGCAGUGGAUCAUGGACGAACUGACACCCUGCUGCUACGGUCGACCAAUUAAGCGGCUUGGGAAGGGCUGCCUGGAAUUUGUUACAAACUUGGUCGCAUGCCUCCAUAUCAUGGUUGGGACAGUAUUGCUGGGCAGCGUGUUUUUUAUCACAUUGGCCGAUGUGCUUCCUGUCAUUGAAUCAUUCGUGGGUGCUGCUCUUGUAACAAGACUAGUCGCUACGAUCGAGUUUGAAGGGAUGAGGAUGGCAAAUCACCCCAAGCUUGAGAUCUCCAGCAUGGGUGUAAAGGAAGGGGAGGAAGGACAAACGUUCUACUUUGGCAAACAACAUUAA